Molecule: messenger RNA, 1580 nt
Organism: Salmo salar (Atlantic salmon)
Lineage: Eukaryota; Metazoa; Chordata; Actinopteri; Salmoniformes; Salmonidae
Biological process (GO): vesicle-mediated transport
Cellular component (GO): membrane
Source: RefSeq, a predicted model, not a curated record
AUGAUGUGCAGAACAGUUCACUAUCACGAUCAAGGCGGGGUGAGUAAGUCACGAAGGCCUGCAUGAUCCCUCCUGACCAGAAUGCAAUUUCUACUGGACUUUGCACUGACUUAAAGAGAGGUUUUUCAUUCUCGGGAUAACAAUAAAAUCGUGCAGAAACAUGCUGGUGGGUGUUAAGGAGCGCGGUUUGGCAGGUCAUGCAGGACGCAUGACUCAACCUUUGCCUGUCCCGAGCCCGUUAGGGAGUUGCAGCGGGGAGAAAAAGCCUGAGAAUAACAACCAGCAGCGCCAGGUUCAGGAGGAGGCAGAGGUCAUCAUGAUGGACAACAUGGAGAAGACUGAGGAACGCAAGGAGAAAGUGCAGGACCUUGACGAAAGGGCUGGGGAAUUGAAGAGCAAGCCCUUCCACAAGACCGCAAUGAAGGUGCAGAAGCAGAUGAAAUGUGACACCGUCAAGGCCUCCUGGAAGCUCAUUGCUGUUGUUGGAGCCAUGGCCGCCAUUAUCAUUAUAGUCGCCAUCAUUAUGUGGGUCAACAAAGAAUCGAGCCCUGAAAUCACACAUGAAAGUGUCAUUACCCCAAUGCACGAAAAUGGCAUUACACCAAUAACCAUUGGGCCUGGGAUUUAGGCUAAACCAGGACCAAUAUGGCUGAAGAGGAAACAAAUAGUGGACACUAAUCGAAAGAUACUACUAUCGGUCAAAGGUCCCCCCCCUCCAAGAAAAUUCUGGAGUUGAUGCUUUACUUGUUCUCAUACACCGAUAGGAUACUCCUACUUAUGCAUCAGGGAAGCGAUGUUAGGUGCAAAACUCAAAUAAUCCCAUUAUUCAGAAUAUUUUUGGGAUUAACAAUUACCUGUAAACUACCUGAUAAUAUUGAAAUCAGAAAUGGUAAGACAUUAGGGGUGAUGAGAUGGAUUGGAUCUAUUUCCUUUCAACAUAAUUUAUUAUGUAUUACUGGACUUCUUGGGAUACAUUCUAUUUUUUUUUCUUUAUUUAACAAGGCAAGUCAGUUAAAAACAAAUUCUUAUUUUCAAUGACGGCCUAGGAACAGUGGGUUAACUGCCUUGUUCAGGGGCAGAACCUUGUCAGCUCGGGGAUUUGAUCUUGCAGCCUUUCGUUUACUAGUUCAACUCUCUAACCACUAUGCUACCUGCCGCCCACAAUUAAGGUUAACCUGAAUAACCUCACAUAUUCAAUGAGACAAUUCAUUUACCAAACAGUUAUGUCCAGACAUAAAUGUGUUUUAAGAUAUUGGCUAUUAUUUUUACUGGAGGUACACACCUACCAUUUUCUAGAAGAUUCCUUAUAGGCUAGUUGAUAGAUGUCGCAUGUUGACAAAACAAAUAAGAAUUGCCAUAUUUUAACAUGCAACACAGACUAAAGUCCUCAUAUAAUGCUUUAAAAAAUUUUUACAUUUGAUUUAUAGUCACAUUAAAUAAUAGACAACAGCAAUAAUAUUUUUUUUUGCUGUAAGCUAUGGAGUUGUCACCCUUUUAUGUCACUUUUAAACAGUAAACAGGAACUCCCCAAUAGACAGCUGUCUUGUUCUUAGUAUAAUAAAAGUAUAAUAAAACACUUA